AAUGACUAAAUUAUCAAAUAUUGCCAGACAUCAACUUUUGUUAUUUAUGGACAUAAUUUCAUUUUAUCACCUAAAAAUUACAUUUUGGCAAUAACAUAUAUAAUAUAGAAUUUAUAAAAAAAUCUAUUAGUCACUCCUUAUCAACUUUCAUCAAUAGGUUAGAUUUUUGGAAUAUAGAUCAAGAAUAGUAAGGAUUUAUUAUCAAUUAUAUAGAGACCCAUAUGAAUUUUAGGCAAUGUCUUUAUUAUCUUUAUUAAAAAGUAUUUUGAUAAAUUUGAUAGAGUAGGCUUGACAUUGAAUAAGAAUCUAGAAUGA
Messenger RNA from Paramecium sonneborni, 315 nucleotides. The record is from the annotation of a GenBank genome assembly. NCBI's taxonomy places the organism in Eukaryota, Ciliophora, Oligohymenophorea, Peniculida, Parameciidae.